AUGGCACAGGUUAUGGCCACCGGCAGAUGGGUGGUGAACAAUAAACAAUGUGUCGUCCCACAGCACGAGUUGGUGGUGGCGGCGGAGGCGGCCGGGAGGACCGUCCACUCCAUGGUGCAGGUGACGGUGGCCGACGUCAACGACAACGCUCCACACUUCCUCCAGAGGGACAUCCAGGUGGCCGUCGUCGAGGAGGACGACCGCCACCUUCCCGCCACCAUCUUCAAGGUAGAAGCUGUGGACCCCGACAAGGUGGACUCUGCCGGGCUGGUGUACAGUGUUGGAGGUGACGGAGUUGACGGUCACUCCCCCACCCGCGCCUUCUUCACUAUCAACCCCCUCACCGGUCACCUCCUGCAGCUGAGGGCGCUGGACCGGGACCCGCCGCUGGGGAGAGAGAGGUGGCAGGUGAAGGUACAGGUGCGGGACGGACAGCGGGUGUCGCCCUCGCUGGCCGCUGCCUCCCGGGCCUCCAGGCGCCCCCCCACGCUCUCACACCCUCAACACCUCCACUCCCACCAACCCCAAGUGCCACCACAGGCCCACGCUCUCACCACACGCAACCUGGGAGUGCCACCACAGGCCCACGCUCUCACCACACGCAACCUGGGAGUGCCACCACAGGCCCACGCUCUCACCACACGCAACCUGGGAGUGCCACCACAGGCCCACGCUCUCACCACACGCAACCUGGGAGUGCCACCACAGGCCCACGCUCUCACCACACGCACCCUGGGAGUGCCACCACAGGCCCAGGCUGUCUGGACACUGGACCUUGAUACAUCACAAGAGGGUCGGCGUGUCACGCCACAGGACCCUGAGGUGCCAUCAGAUGAGCAAUUUUUCUCACCACGCGACCCAGACGUGGCACCAAAGAGCCAAUUUGUCAUGUCUUAUGACCCCAAUAUGCCACCAGAGGCCAGAUCUGUCUCCUCACUAGACCCUGAGGUGCCCCCAGAACGCCUGUCUGACAUAUCACGCGAACUUCAUGUACCACUAGAGGACCAGGUCCCCAUGCCACACAACCCUCAAGGAUCACUCGAGUCUCGCUACAUGGUAAAAGACGAACCUAGUGUGCCAGUGCAGAUUCGGUACUUCACUUCUCAAACUCGAAGAGCGGGGAUCAGAAGAGCACAAGGUGAUGCCGAGCCGCACAAGGACAAAGAAAAUGUAGGAAGCAGGCGAAGACAAAAUAAACGUCAGAGUCCAAAAAUUGAAGAGAAAAAUAAACAAGAUCCAGAAGCCUUGGUGAUACACCUGAGAACUAAACGAGUUGGGAUCAACGAAGCCAUCAAUAACACGCAGGAGAAAUCUGAAGACGAAACCCUAAUUGCAGGGAAAUUCUCACGGGGAAAGAGCGAGUUCGCAGAGAGGAGAACGGGGGAAGGGGGAAACAGAAGAAAGCUUCGGGACAAGGUACACCGUAAUGAUAAAGAGGGAAUUUUGGCGGAUAAACGAACGAGCGAAAUAGCAAAGAGGAGGCUGGAGGCACCAGAAACAUCAUUAGAGACACACUAUGGGGCUAAGGACAGUGAUCUUAGAGCUCAACAAACGCCUGCCACAGGAAGGUGGAGCGAUGGGCAGAACGCCCUGGCUGACAGCGCUCGUAGCGGCGAACACUCCACAGCAAGUUCAAAGGCUCCCGGCCCACCAGUAAGACCCCGGCUCAAGCUAAGGUCCAUCCCACGAAGGAAAUAUCAGCUCAGUGGUGGCGUCCCGCGCAAACGUCUGGCUGUCAGAGGCGUGUUUAAAUUGAAAGCUCCGAGACUCAGAUUAAGGGGAAGAGCUAACGUGGGUAGAGGCCAGUUAUCUCUAGGUAUCAUACCGGAGCCCAUCCCCCAUACUAACAGCACUCCGUCUUUAAAGACAAAGCCUCGGGAAGUCACCAGGAGUCGAUACAAGAGAUCAACAACCCGCGGAGAGACUAGCCGUACAGAAGAACCUGUGCAACACGAGCGUGAUAAUCCCCCGUCUGCAUCAAGGCCCACAAGCACGACCCAUUCAGGAGCCGACUUAUUGAAGGUUUCGGGAAGCCUUUUGGGCAUCGAGGAGGAGGCAGACAUACCGACACCCCUUAUCAAAAAACGUGCGGCACGUACCCAGGCAAUAGAUGAGCGACUCUACGUGAAGAGGUUUGGGGCAAAGGGUGGAGGGUGCGGGGACUAUGGCGUCUUCUCCAUGACUCCGGAGGCGGAGCCAUGGUACCUGCAGGAUAUGAGGCGGGAGCAGGUGCACGUGGCGGAGACGGUGGUGACGGUGGUGGUGAAGGACAUCAACGACAACGCUCCCGUCUUCCCCAACGCCACCAUCUACGGCGAGGUGCAGGAGAACGGCCCCAUCGACCUGUCGGUGGGCGUGGUGUGGGCGUGGGACGCGGACGACGAGCAGGAAGGCACCAACGCCCACCUCACUUAUUCUAUUGAGAAAAACGUCAUAGAGGAACGGUCAGGCCAGGCCAUCUUCGCCAUCAACCCAGAGACCGGCCUCGUCCGCACCGCCAUCUGUUGCCUGGACCGUGAGACUACACCAGAGUACCACAUCCAGGUGGUGGCUGUGGACGGUGGCGGCCUCAAGGGUACGGGGACGGUGGUGGUGCGGCUGGCCGACGUGAACGACAACUCUCCACGACUGACCCAGGACCUGUGGCAGGUGGAGGUGGACGAGACCUGGGGCGACGGACCCCCCAGCAACCACACCCUCCUCCAGGUCACCACCGCCGACCACGACACCUCAAACUACUUCUUCUACCGGGUGGUGGAGGCCAGCGGGUGGGGCUGGCAACACUUCAGCAUGAGGACUGAGGGCACCUCUGGGCACUUGUAUGCUGGGAGGACCCUGGACUAUGAGGACGCUGCCCAGCGGCGAGGCUUCCGCUUCAUGGUGCAGGUCACGGACAGGGGUCGAGGCGGAUGGAGCGACGCACGACACACAGACACAGCGUGGGUGGAGGUGAGGCUCCGAGAUGUCAACGACAACCCACCACAGUUCAGCCGCCCACACGCCCAUGUCACCGUCAGGGAAGACACUGCCCCCGGCACCCUCCUUGCUUCCCUCCCUGCGACAGACCCUGACAUGAUGGAGGAGCAGGUGGUGGAGUACCGUGUGGUGGGGGGUUGGGGGGCAGUGACAGUUGAUGGUGUGGGGGGAGUGAGGUUGUGGCGCGCCCUGGACCGUGAGUCUCCUGGAGGGGAGGUGGGUGUGGCGCGAGUGGUAGCCGUGGAUGAUGGUCGCCCAUCUCUCUCCUCCACCGCCACCCUCACCAUCACCCUCACCGACGUCAACGACUGUCCGCCCCGGCUCCUACCCCCCACCGUCCUCCACGUCACAGAGGGAGCUCCUGCCUCUCUCCUUGGAAUCCUCACAGCUACUGAUGAUGAUGUCUGGGCAUUGGGGCACGGCCCGCCCUUCACCUUCACUCUGGCCCCCUCCAACCCCGCCCACGUCCUCGACAUUCUCAACAUCAACUUCCAGGCAGAUCUGGACAGUGGCCGCGGGGGAGCAGAGGUAUGGACACUGGGGCCAUUAGACAGAGAGGAGCACCGCCAGCUGGUGGCUGAGGUGGUGGUAACAGAUGGUGGUGGACUGGCAGCCACUCACCCAGUUACCGUUAUUGUUGAUGAUGUCAAUGACAACCCUAUGAAACCAGCUGCCAAGACCGUAUACCUUUGGAAGACUCAGGGCGGAGGUGCGGAUGCUGCCCUUGGCAGAGUGUACGUGGAAGACCCGGAUGACUGGGAUCUCCAGGAUAAAACAUUUACCUGGGCAGGACCUCCCCAUCCACUCUUCACCCUCCAACCCAACACUGGAGAUAUAUUUGCUUCCAUUCAGCUGAGGGAGGGAAGGUAUGAACUGCAGUUCCUGGUGUCUGACAGUGUGUGGGGCCAGAUGGAUGUGCCAGCUAAUGUGACUGUGGUUGUGAGGUACUUGUCUCCUGAAUCCCUGGCACACGCAGUCCCUAUCACCUUGAUGCCCACUACACCAGCAGCGCUCACGGCUGGAUGGACACCUCUGCAUGGUGGUGGGGGUCUGGGCACACUGGCGGAGAUUGUGAUGCAAGUGGUGGGCAAAACGGCCAAGGGUGUGGAGAUUGUGAGUGUGUCUGGAGCACCUCCCGCUUACCCCUCUUCUGCACCGACCAUCUCAAAGGGCACUUCUGAUGUGAGUGUUGCUCUUCAGAAUUUCCCUGCUCCAACACCCUUUGCCUGUGUUUGGGUGAGCGUCAGACAAGCUGCAGGGAGAUUUAUAGACCCCCUCAAGCUGCAUGGACUGCUGGCAUUACACUUGCAGCAUUUAGAGAAAGUAAUGAACUUGAAGGUGGCACUAGAAGACACAUACACCAUGGAGGGAAAAAAUGGCAAGACUGCAUCUGGUGGUUUUGGCUUUCCCUCAGAUACCACGUCUCCCCAGAGUCCUUCUUCCAUCGCUUCCCUGGCAUCUGUGGUGCUCCCUCUGCAGGUAGUGGACACGAACUUGACCUCUCUGGUGACCCCUAGGCUGACACGAGCACAUGAUUGCAACACCCACACCCGCUAUGAAGAUGAAACUUGCACUCUCGCUUCUUGCCUCAAUGGUGGUCGCUGUGUCCGGACACAGCAGGGCAGUAGGUGCAUAUGUCCUGGCGGGUCUUGGGGAUCACGGUGUAAGGUCCUCGCUCGCACAUUUUGGGGGUCUGGCUGGGCAUGGGUUCAGCCAUUGCCUCCAUGUCUGCCAACCACACUCUCCUUGCGUCUCCUUACUCGCAGUCCAGAUGCUCUCAUUCUCUACUCGGGUCCCCUAUCCUCUGCCUCCAGCCACCCACACUACCCUCCCACGCCUAUGGUGGCACUGCAGCUGGUAGGCGGACAGCCCCAAGUGGUACUAGAAGGUGCGAGAGGACCUGCAAAACUUGCGGUGAACCUUACACUAAGCACUGGGACCUGGCACACCCUGCACCUACAUCUCAAUGCUCAGGGAGUCAUGCUAAUGGUUGAUCUCUGUGGACAUGGUUGGGGAGCCAAUAAAACUGACGAUACACAUUGUAUUGCAAGGAUUCCGUGGGUUAACUCCCAGGCUACGGAAAGUUGGAGCAGUAGUGUGCCCCUGCAGCUCGGUGGUCUUGCACACCCAUACCCACAGUCAGCAGAGUUUGGCUGGUCAUCUGGUCUAGUGCAACAUGCUUUAAAUGGUUGCAUCUCUCACCUCACUCUUAAUGGACAGCUUGUUGACUUGGGCGAACCAUCAUACAGCACUCAAAGUGCCAAAGGUUGUGGCCAUCAGGAGGAUGCUUGCAGGAAUGGUCCUGUUAGUUGUGGGGUGCGAGGCCAGUGUGUUGGUGGCAUCGAGAGCCCUAAAUGUGAUUGUCAGCCAGGAUGGAUGGGGCAUGACUGUGCCACACCCACAGUUCCAGUCAGUCUCGGGGAGGAUUCAUUUGCAAAGGUGGCACUGUCAUUUACCCCAGACCCUUAUGAUAUAACUCUGCAGUUGCGAAUGAGGACAAGAGGUCAUCCAAAUGGUCUCUUAAUGCAGUUGUCCACCAGCAAGCAAUCUCAUGCCUUGAAGUUAUAUGCCCGUGGUGGUGUCAUGUGUGCCUCCAUUUCUGGGAUAGAGUGGGGCAUGCAGGAAGUAUGCUUAGAGGGUUUCCCACUUGGCGAUGGAUCUUGGCACACUUUAAGAGUGGGUCGUCAUGGACACAAUUUGAUCAUCUCGGUGGACGACAGCGACGAGUGGCGAAAAAACGAGACUCUGGCUUCCUUCUUUACCACCACCAUCCUCGGGGAUAUACGGGCUCUUGUAGCAGCACCUCCUUUACCCAUUACUGUUGACAAGCAGGAUGGUUUGAUCAUGGGAGGUAUUCCAGAGUUUGAGAGCCUUAGUCUGGUGACAGUCCAUGAUGACCUCCAACAUAGUUGCAUUGAUGAUGUACGUAUAGCUGGGAAUCCCAUACCACUACCACCUUCUGUAAAUGGAACAAACUGGGGCCAAGUGACUACUUUGCGAAACCUAAAGCAAGGCUGUUCGUCCCAUGAUUCCUGCAGCAAUACCACAUGUUUGCCUCCUCUGUCCUGUCAUGACAUCUGGAGACAGGCAACAUGCAGCUGUGAGUCAGGUGAGCAGGUGGUGGGGCACAACUGCCAGGAUGUUGACGAGUGCGUGUUCCAGCCGUGUCUCCACGGGGGCACCUGCUACAACCUCACACCUGGCUACCACUGUUUGUGUGCUCCAGCCCACACUGGAGACAACUGUGAAUGGUCCAAGUUGCCACCAGACUCCCAUCCUCUCACAGCACCCAUGGCCAUAGCUGCCCUUACACUCUCUGUGCUUAUUGUUGUGGUGAUUGGUGUCCUCCUUACCAUACGCCUGCAUCGAUCUCGUACAGCACGAGGCCUGGCAAUAUGCAGUGGGGGUGUUGAAGAUGUGACUGAUGUCCUGGGAACGCCAAUGGUAGUACAAGCAGUUUCCAGAAACCCUCAAAAUCAAGCAGUCAAAGAAGAGGAUAUAUUAAUUGGAUCACUCAAGAUAAAGGGGGCAGGUGCAGAGAACAUAGUUACUCCCUUAGGUCUUCCAACCAUUGGAGUUGAUGCCAUGGGCAUAGGCUUAGUGAUCCCAGGGGGUACCAUGAAAGGUUCUAUCCAUGAAUGCAUUAAUCUUAUGAGUAAAUCCAGUCCCGAGAGAUGUUCCAUAGCAACAGUUGGUACUGUGAAAGAUGUGGUUCUGGAAAGAAGAGUGAGCAUCUCAUCAAUAGCUUGCCCAACAUCAGCUUGUCCUACUAUAACUAGAGUGCACCAUGCCAUCACUGAUACUGGUGUGAGCAGUGCGCCGCCUUUAAUACCCCAGGAUGACCUUAGAGCGUAUGCAUAUGAAGGCGAUGGCUCCCCAUCUGGGUCACUCACCUCUACUGUCUUAGGUCUGCGGGCAGACUCAAUAGAGGAUGAAAACCAAAGGCCUCUGAUAUCUGAAUAUGGUGAAGUGUUUGAUCUACUCAAGAAUCUCCCAGAUGGUGCAUGCACACUAAUACCUAGUCCAGACCCAUCCAAUACCUGCACAAGUGCCGAUUCUAAUCCCAAGUGGGGAUUAGAAAGUGGGGUAAUUAUCACGUGAUAGAGACCCAGGGUCAUAAUUGCUUGCACGUGUUGUUUGUAGUGAUGGGAUGAUUAAUGAAAAUUGAUACCGAGAUUUUUGUUUAAGCAAUCGGAAUAGAGAGAAAUUUAUGAUAAACCUUGCAAAUGUACUUAAUUAUUUUUAAGAGGAUUAAUUUUGUUUACUAUAUUACCUGUGAUGGGUAAUGGAAAGUUUUCAGUGUUUGCUAUAUUAAGGAUUAGUUAUGCUAUAAUUGAGUUAAGUGUUGCAAUAUUUUUAUGAUGGUGAAGGAAAGCCCCAAUAGUAAAUGUAUUAAAAAACUAAUUUUCAGAUGUAAGCUACAUCCUUUUGGCACAGUAGUUGUGUGCUGUAUACAGUACCUUGAGAAAGGAUGUAGGUUACAUUAGAAAAGUUGGCAUUUAAUACACUUAUAUUGGGGGUCUUUCCUUCAAGCACUAUGCCUUUGUAGCAAGUGUCUCCGUUAGUUUGAUUUCAACUAAGAGUAUGUAUAGCUGCUUUUAUAAUGGAAUGAUUCACUUGUCUUCCAGAAGAAUAAUGUGGAUUUGCCUAAUAUUCCAUAUCUUAAAUCAUUUAUAUUAUUAGUACAUUUACCUUACAAAGCAUUACAGGUUCCAACCUGAAAUAAGAAAAUGUUUAGAAAAUUAAGUAUCCAACGAUAAUUUUGUCAAGAAUUGGAACCUGCAUUAUUAGAAAUUUUAGUAUGUCCCAUCACUUGUUAUUAGAAGUUCAUUUGAAUGCGCGUACAAUCAUGAACGUCCGAUGGAUCAAUUUUAAACUGGUGUCUGCAAGGCUGACAUUGCGUGUUUUUUAAUUUAGUAAUUAAACAAGAUCAAAGUAUGUUGAAUGGAACAAUAAGCAAGGGAUUUGAUGCACUUUUCCAUCAAAAUGCUGAUUAGUAUAUAUCAUAAUGGAUAAUACAUGUAUGUUUUCAGUCAUUUCCUUCAAUAUAUUUAAAUUAGCAGACAUUUUGGAGUGUCAAAGAUAUUUACAGAUCUUUAUAUUUUAUUUUGUAUAGAUUAUAUUGUUUUCAUCGUAUUCUCAUGUUAACACGAGUUUGAGACUCCAAAUUGUCUGGCUGUUAAAAUAUAUUGUAUAUUUGUUCACUAAUCAUAUAAAUUAUAGGUUUACCAGCUUUGGGGAUCCAUAGUCUCAGAAAAGCAGAGAAUAAAUGUUUUCUCUGGUACAUGAUUAUAAAUUGUUUGUGAAUAUAACUGCAUAAUCUGUCUUGCUUUGGGGUUUCUAGUUCAUAUUUGUUGGAGGUUAACUGUAGAUUCUAUUACACAACAUAUAUUUUCAAGCAAGAUUGAGGCACAGCAGAUUUAUGCCACUAUUUUUAUGUCAAGUACAUACAAAUAGGUAAGAGGCAUAGGUCAAUAACCUAUACAUACAAAGAUUAGUCAGGUGUGGUGGGCAUCUUUGUGUUUGGUUCUCGUGGUGGGUAGAGUAAAUAACUGCGAUAUUUGAUUUGUGUAUAAUCUUUCCUCGUGUGUGUUUAUUCAGCUUUUCUCUUGUUAGGUGUAAUGUCAUUUGAUUUUCAGGGGCACCUCACAGGUAAAAUGUCUUAGUCAAAGUUCUUAUAUUAAAGAUUACAUCCAUCCUUACUUCCUGGGGGCAGGUUUAUAUUUAUACAUCAGUUGACUUCAGUCUGUUUUUAUGGAGGUCCUUGGUCUUGUCUGCUGUAUGGUAUGUGUUUAUAAAUUCUGUACUGUGGAUUUGCAAUAUACUUAUAUUGUGUUUCUGUUCAGGGUUGUACCAUCUGUCCUCUUGCAGUGGUGGUUGUACACUAUUACUUAUGUUGUCUUUUCCAAUUCAUGUUGCUCCAGUCAGAAAACAGGAUAAGGGUUCACCAAAUAUUAAUGCUGACAUAUCUUUUGGGGGGGCACUCAGUGUACUACCGUUUAGGAAAACUGAUGACUAGAUUGAUGUUAACCAAUAAUAUCAGGUUAUUGGUUGUACUAUACCUGUCAAGAAUGCACUAUACCAACUCCACUUGACUAAAUGAACCCAAACUAUAUAUAUACAGUAUUAUAGUUUAAUUUAGUACAAUGUGGUUAGUUUAAUUUGUUAUUUUAGUUAUUUAAAUUAAACAUGUACAAUGUUUAAUUUUAGUACAAUUUAGUAGUUUCAUUUAACUAUAUACUUGGUAAGGUCUGUGUGUGUGAU
This is a messenger RNA of Procambarus clarkii (red swamp crayfish), 9240 nucleotides long. Lineage: Eukaryota; Metazoa; Arthropoda; Malacostraca; Decapoda; Cambaridae. The record is from RefSeq and is a predicted model, not a curated record.